CAAACAAUGAUGAACCGAACCGAAACACGGUUGUUUGUUUUGUUUGUUCACUCAGUCUGCCGAAUACACUCCGAAUUUAUCAUCAAAAAAUUGACUUAAUGGAAUCUUUUUGAAUCAAUUCUGACUCUGAUCUUAAUUCUGAUUGCCUUGAACGAUUGAAAAAGCCAGGUUUCUUCUGUUGACAUUUGUGCGAACUGAUCAAGCGAGCCUAAAGAAUUGCGAAUAUCUAAAUGUCACAUCAGGAUUGCAACGAUCCGGCAAUGGUGUCCGAUGAUAGUGUCGUGGUUGCGUCAUCAUCAUCAUCGUCACCUGGUUUCACUAAUAAUAAAGAACUGAAAAGAUUAGAUGAGAUUCAAUCUUCAUCAUUGUCCAACGAUUCCAACGAUGGUGGUCCCGAUGAUGAUGACGACGAUGAUGAAAUUGAUGAUUACGAUUGUGACAUCCAUCAACGAAAAGAUCCUGCUCAUAUAAUACAACGAAGUGAAUCAGUGAUAAAAUCGCCUUCAAAAUUAGCGGCACCGACACCUGUCAUUCAGGUGAUCGAUACGGCCAGUGGCCCAUCAGCCAAUACCGAUGGUGAUAAUCAGAAAAAAUAUUCAUCACCACCGCCAUCGAUUUGUUCACCGUCAUCGUCGUCGAAUGGAGCCAAUUUUUUACUCAGUUCUAAUAUCGCACCUAACAAUCCAUUUUUACGAGCAACCAGUUUUCAUCAGAAUUCAUCAUUAUCAUCAUCAACAUCAGCCGCCACUACGAAUUGUGCGGAUGGUGAUGCAUCGGAUUCAUCAUCAACGGAAUCGCAAAUUAUUUUCGCACCACCCAAAUUGAUUCCUUCAUCGUUGGGGCCAAAUUCGACCAGCAGCAGCAGUUCUGGUUCGUUUCUUCAGCCAUCCGUUCUGAAAACAUUCGAUAACAGUUCAUCAGACAUUCGGAAACCGAACGAAACAAUUUCGGCAAGCAAAACAUUCAUUUCAUUGAACAAAGCAGACAUUGGUAAAAUAAAGACACCAUCCUUCAUUAAAUUGUCAUCACCAUUGAGUAUGACGUUAUCAUCCGCAAACGGUUCGAAUAUGAUCAGUUCGUCGUUGGCCACAUCGACCAAUGAUGAAACGAACAAAUCUGUCAUAAAAAGUCCUGCAAGUACGAUGAUGGUCGACGGUGGUGGAUCUCGAGCAUUUUUGUUUGGCCAAAAAGUCGAAGAUAGGGUUGUGAUUGAUCAGUCCAGCGAUUCGGUGACUAACAGCCAAGCGACGGCGGCUACUUCAUCAUCCUCAUUAUCAUUUCAAACGAAUGCAUCGACGACUGCCGCCGCCGCAGUAUCAUCAUCGUCAUCUUCGUCCUGUUUGUUAUCGUUCAGUGAUGUAUCGAAUUGCGAAGAAUCAACUAUCAACACAUUUACUCAACAAAAUCCGGAUGAUCAUCCUGAUUCAUCGACAUCGUUCAUGUCGAUCAUGAAAAAUGGUGCUGACAAUAAUGCUGAUAGCAUUUUCAAACGCAAAUACGAAGUAAUUACCGGCGAGGAAGACGAACAGAAUGUGCUAAGCAUCCAUGGACGACUAUAUGCCUGGGACACUGAUAAAGCAACGUGGGUGGAAAAAGGUCGUGGUCCGCUCCAUCUGAACGAUGUGAUGAAAGAUGAAAAGCUCUGUUCUCGAUUAGUGAUGCGAACAGCUGGUGCUUAUCGGUUAAUCCUGAACGCAUUGAUUGUUGCCGGGAUGACAUUCGAAUUGGCCAGUGAAAAUUGUUUACGAUUCACAUAUAUCGAUGGCAUUUAUAUGAUCAAGGCAAAUCCGAAAGAUAUCGAUCAAUUACAUUCGGCUAUUGAACAUCGAUUACGAGAAAUAUCAAAACGAAUGCGAUCGCAAGACGAUUAAUUGUUUGGUUGAUGAAUUAUUCUCUGUUUGUUGAUGUCCCCAAUUAUGUCAUUUCUAUAAUAAAAAUGAU
Molecule: messenger RNA, 1941 nt
Organism: Dermatophagoides pteronyssinus (European house dust mite)
Lineage: Eukaryota; Metazoa; Arthropoda; Arachnida; Sarcoptiformes; Pyroglyphidae
Biological process (GO): protein export from nucleus
Source: RefSeq, a predicted model, not a curated record